This is a messenger RNA of Melanotaenia boesemani (Boeseman's rainbowfish), 2059 nucleotides long. RefSeq lists its product as uncharacterized. The transcript is spliced from 7 exons. Gene Ontology annotation, biological process: T cell costimulation; positive regulation of T cell proliferation; negative regulation of T cell proliferation. The record is from RefSeq and is a predicted model, not a curated record. Bases 133 to 1242 code for a protein of 369 amino acids. Gene Ontology annotation, cellular component: external side of plasma membrane. Lineage: Eukaryota; Metazoa; Chordata; Actinopteri; Atheriniformes; Melanotaeniidae.
UGAAUCUAAAGAAGAUAAACUUUACCAGCGUUUAUAAAACUGUAACCAUCAUCAGUUCCUCAUGUUUCAGAGAUUGUGUUGGAUUUUUAUUUGUUAAAUGAGGUCAGCGGGUUGUGAUCAGUAAACACCAUAAUGGGCACAGGCGAAGAACCCACGCGUGCUAACAGCAACAGUUUAUGUUGUUCUGUCACCUUGGACAGAUGGACCAAACAGGAGAAGAUGAUCUGCAGGAUGCUGCUGCUCCUCAUCCUCAUCUCAUCUGUCUGUGCAGCAACAUUUGUAGUGAAUGUGACACAGAGCUCCUAUCAGGCAGAGGAGAACCACAACAUCACUCUGGAGUGGACCUUCACCACCAAACCUGACGUCUCCUGGAGGUUCCUGUUUAUCAUCUGUAACCUGAUAACUGAUCACAGAGUCUUAACCCUGUAUCAUGUCCAUGAUGGAGUUGAGGUACCAGAGUCUCGGCAUGAAAAGUUUGCAGGACGAGUCCAGAGUGACAAAGACGUCCUCAGAGAAGGACGAAUCAGACUUCAUGUGUCCAGACUCAGAACUAAUGAUUCUGGUCUGUAUGUGUGUGAUGUGAAGACAGAUUACGGCCUCAGCUCUGAAAAAUGUCAACUGAACGUUACAGGAGAGUUAAGAGAGAAAACAACUUUCUAUCAGGCAGAGGAGGACGACAACAUCACCAUCAGAUGGGACAGCCAGAACCAAACAUACAUGUUUCUCACCAACAUCAUCUGUUUUCUUCUCUCAACGUCUGAGAAAGUUUUCUAUAAACUGAUUGAUGGUGUUGAGCUUCCAGAGUCUCAGCAUCAGCAGUUUUCAGGACGAGUUCAGUGUGACAGAGACGCUCUCAGAGAAGGACGAGUCACACUUCAUCUGUCCAGAGUCACAGCUGAAGACUCUGGAAGUUACUGGUGUGAAAUGAAUAAUUAUAACAAGAAGUUAAGGCGAUGGGAGCUUCAGGCUGAGUUUAAUUUUGUUCUGAAUGUGACCCCAAGACCUCACAAAGAAAGCACAACGUCUGGACCGAUACCUGUAGAAGCUGCAGAAAAACCAAAGGAUAAAACAUCACCUGGUACAAUCCUGUUGUUACUUCUACCAUCUGUUGUUUUAUUUGUAGUUCAUAUAUAUGUGGCAGUGAAGAAUCAUAGGAGUUCCCGAAAUAAACCACCAACACCGAUCAGCUGCAUUCUGUACUCAGAUGAACAAAAUACCCUCAGAACUGCUCCAGAUGUCUGAGACUAUUUGUUAGCAUGAAACACCGACUGAUGAUGGGAUUCAGAAACUCUUCUGAACAUUUACUUUGACUGUCACAUGGAAGAACACGACGUGAUUGAAGACAAACUCCCAGCUGUCAGAUACUGUCCAUGGAGGGUCUGAUGGUCCAUCACAGUGAACAUCAGCUCUCAUCAUGUGCUCCAGCUUCACAGCUGUGUCAUCAUGUAGGUCAAAGGUCAGACUGAUCCUGCUUUCUGACUCCACAACAACACAAGUGAAGCAUCAGGACCAGACAUGAGAAGACUCUGGUCCAGGAAAUCCACACUGUGGAUCAGGUUGUAGCUGAGAGGAAACAGCAGAGAGGAGCUUUAAUAACACUGAGACACGAGAAGGAACUGAAACCACAGGAGUUUGUAUUUAAUAUCUCCAUGAAGCACUUUUAUUAUUGUUGUAAAGAACUUGUUAAAUUUCUGGAUUAAUUCCUUUCUGUAUAAGUUUUAAUGUUCAGAGUAUGUAAGUAGAUGAUUGUAAAGGUUUAACUGACUGCAGAGGCGUUGGGGAUUGUGUUUUACAGAUGUGUUACAGAUGUCUUCUUCUUGUUGAACCAUGCUUUUUACUUUCACCAUGUAGAAAACUUUCAUAUGAUCAUAUUACACGUAGCAGAAUAAAGUCCAGCAGCUGAUCUUUGUGACAUUCACACUUCAAACUCAACACAGAACCAGAUUUUAUUCAAGUGUUUUUGGUCUAAAAUGUUUUUAUUUUGUUUCUUUGUGUUUUUGUGUGUUUCUCUUUUAUUUAACCCUUAUUUAACUGCAAAAAUGAAAUAAUAAACAUAAAU